AUGUUAUAUCAAAUAUCUCGUAAAACAAUAGCAACAAACACUAAUAACAGUGUCGAUGCUUGGUUUUUAUCAAGUGGUCCUGAGAAAACCUCUGCACAUACAGAUGAUUUAUUUUAUGUAAAAGAUACACCUAUGAACAAUAAUUAUAAUCAAUAUCAACAGCGUAUGUGUUCUUGUUCAGAAAAUAGUUCGACAGUAUUUGCUACUGAUACAUUAUCAGGAUUUAAUUUCAGUCAUGGUGCUAGUUUGUCCGAUCUCGUUGAACACUGUAGUACGUUUAGUUCAAAUACAUCAUCCUCCGGUAUAUGCAGUACAUUUUCUGACCUUAGACAUGAAGAAAAUACAUCAAUGUCAUCCGAAGAGCUUGAUUUUAAUCUUGGCUUUAACCAGAUUAGUAAUAAUGAUGGUAUUGAAGCAACUAAUCUUGAUGAAAUAGAUAAAUAUGAACAAAAUGAAGAAGACAAUCAACGAACCUCAAAUAAGAGCAAUGACAAUACAGCAACAUUACUCGAUUUUGGUGAAUCUAAUUUAGAUGCACAUAUGAAUGAAUUAGAAGGAUUUCUUCGUAAAUCUCUUAGUUCAACAACUCUUAAUGGUCAUGUUGAAAUUAAUAAUGAUGAUACAAUAAUACAUAACCAAAUAAAGCAACAACAAGAACAGCGUGCAUCAUUAUUAGAUGAGUCAACAUAUGCAGUAUGCUCACCAGAUUGUUUCUCAGUGUAUACUAAAAAUGAUGAUCAUGAAAACGAUACAACGCGAAAUAAUAUUGGUACACGUUCCAAUUCACUGGGUAUUGUUUUAUUAGAUAGAAAACCAGCUUUAUUGGAUAAACCACCAAAAAAAGUCGUUCGUUUCGCCGAUAUGUUGGUAUGUUUUGUGUAUCUUAUAAGUAGAUAACAAUGACGUCCCAUACAUAGGAUACGAAAAAAAUUGUAUAAAGACCAUGUAAAUGAAAUUAGAGUGGUACAAGAUCAGGAAUAAUUAUGGUUAGUGCAGAAUAGAGUACAGUCGCAGUACUCGGGAGGGUAAGAGAAAUAUAUACUAGCGCUUACAAGACAACCAUAAUCUUACCCUACCCUGGAACGUAGAGUUAGCUAAGAUAAGAAAAAAUGUGGGCUAAAAUACACUUAUAGGUUCUAUAGCGCAAGGUAGAUUCAAGACAUGGUAGUCUCAUAAUAGAGCCGGAGCAGGGUGAAGAAAAAUUCCAUAAAAUAGAGUAAGCGUAUGAAGCAAAGCUUAUACUGCAUAUCUCUGAAUGAACUCAAAUGGAGAGAGACGUCCUCACAUCUUUUUUUGUUAGUUAUGGAAAAAAAUUGUUGUCCUUGAAAACAGCUUAUCUUAUCAAAGACUAGAAUUUUGAAUAAGAUUUCUAUACUUUAGACUUAUGUUUUGUAAAAUAUUUGCUUGCCAAUAUGAUUAAUCGUUAAGUAAUCUUGACCUAUUUUGGUUUUCUAUGAGUUAUUACUUCGUAAUAAUGAAAGUAAAGUUUCGAAAGUGAAACUAUAGAGAUAUCAUCAACAAAAGUAAAGUCAGUCCAUUUUCAUUAAUUUUUUCAGAUAGAGAAUGACACAUUUCAACAGUAGCUUUAUUGAAUAUAAACAUUGAAAUAUUAUUCCUUUUUCUGAUGCAGACAUAUACAGAAUAGUCUAACUUGUAAUUUGAGUGUAUUCCAACGAAAAUGUUCGGUACAUAUAAACAUAUAUUCUAGAAAAUUUUUUUAUUCUCUUUUCUUUUUAUAACAUCAAAACUUAGUAUAGGAGCAUCAAGUGUUC
This is a messenger RNA of Rotaria sp. Silwood1, 1772 nucleotides long. The record is from the annotation of a GenBank genome assembly. NCBI's taxonomy places the organism in Eukaryota, Metazoa, Rotifera, Eurotatoria, Philodinida, Philodinidae.